AUGGCGAGCCAUCUCUCCGCCCAGGAGGUUAUUAAGGCCUUAGGAUUGUCCCCACACCCGGAAAAAGGCUACUACCUAGAGACCUUCCGCGACCGCGACGAAUCCAACGACAGCUCCCCUAGCACCUGUAUUUACUAUCUUCUUGAGGGCGAAGCUGGCCUCUCCAAGUGGCACCGUGUUCACAAUGCCACCGAAAUAUGGCAUUAUUAUGCUGGCGCCCCUUUACAACUUUCACUCUCCUGGGAUGAUGGAAAGCCCACCCGAGAUUUUAUUCUAGGGAUUGAUAUUGCAAAAGGCCAACGCCCUCAAGCUUUUGUGAAGCGUGGGGAAUGGCAGCAUGCAAGAUGCUUAGGUGACUGGACACUCGUGGGUUGUACAGUGGCACCGGCGUUCCAGUUCGAAUCUUUCGAGAUGGCUGAGGAAGGGUGGGAGCCGCGGAUGGCUUUAUAA
Penicillium pulvis is the source of this 450-nucleotide messenger RNA. RefSeq names its product cupin domain-containing protein. The transcript has 2 exons. NCBI's taxonomy places the organism in Eukaryota, Fungi, Ascomycota, Eurotiomycetes, Eurotiales, Aspergillaceae. Bases 1 to 450 code for a protein of 149 amino acids. Gene Ontology annotation, cellular component: intracellular anatomical structure. The record is from RefSeq and is a predicted model, not a curated record.